Malus domestica (apple) is the source of this 1365-nucleotide messenger RNA. NCBI's taxonomy places the organism in Eukaryota, Viridiplantae, Streptophyta, Magnoliopsida, Rosales, Rosaceae. The record is from RefSeq and is a predicted model, not a curated record.
GAGUGUGUUUAUAAAAGCUACCUACCUCUGGCAUUACGUGGUAGUAUUUGCAGCAAAGAAGGUAUCCAGGCCAGAGAGAAUUACAGAGUUAGCGGGAGACUGUGUUCUAGAGAGAGAGAGAGAGAGAGAUGGUCGGACCAGUAAGACCUCAGUUUGUGAUAUUUGGUUCGUCCAUCGUCCAGUUCAGUUACAGCCAUGGAGGAUGGGGUGCCAUUCUCGCUGACCUAUAUGCUCGUAAGGAUGAAUUUUGGAUUUUUGACAAUGGGGACCUGGCCUCAUACUUUACUUUCCGCCCUCUUCUUUUAAACGACCAAUCAAGAAAGGAAGAUUCGAUGAAUGAGGCGGACGUACUGCUGCGAGGAUAUGCUGGUUGGAACUCGAGGCGUGCUCUGCAAGUUUUGGACCAAGUUUUUCCUAAGGAUGCUACAACUCAGCCGUCUUUGGUGAUAGUUUAUUUCGGUGGUAACGAUUCAAUGCAUCCUCAUCCGUCGGGCCUAGGUGCUCAUGUACCACUUAAAGAAUAUGUAGAAAAUAUGCGGAAGAUUGCUAAACAUUUAAAGAGCCUUUCAGAAAAAACUCGGGUCAUCUUUCUUACUGCUCCUCCUGUCAACGAGGAACAAAUACGUGAAAAUUUGAGUGACCAAACUUCGCCGCAGAAGCGAACAAAUGAGUCCUGCAAAAUAUAUUCGGAUGCUUGUUUAGAGGUGUGCCGGGAGUUUGAUGUCAAGGGUGUUGAUUUGUGGACUUCAAUUCAGAAAAGAAAAGACUGGUCUACUACUUGCUUUAGGGAUGGAAUCCAUUUUUCAUCCGAAGGGAGCAAGAUUGUGGCGGAGGAGAUACUGAAGGUUCUUAGGGAAGCAGACUGGGAGCCCUGCCUACACUGGAAGUCGUUGCCAACAGAAUUUUCGGAAGAUUCACCUUAUGACCCGCCCGGUGCUGAUGGAACCACAACUGUGAACAUUGCUGAGCAGAGCGUUGCGGCGAGUCCGAUGAAGUGGGGGCUUAGCAAUGAGAUUUAAGAUAUAUGAUUAGCAGAAACCUAGCUGAAUCAUAUGGCCGAAGGCAACGGAUAUUGAUAUUUAAGCUUGAUACUAAGAGUACUUUGCAUAAGUGAUCAUAAUUAAGCACUUGAUGUAGAUCCAAUAGUAGAGAGCAUUCAAGUCCACGGCAAGAGUUUAACUCUCACGUCUUCGGCCUAAGGCCUCCUUUGUACCAAAAGGAGAAUUAUAAUCCAUGGAAAAUUUUGGAAAAACGUCUCCAGAAUUAAUCCAUGGAAAAUUUUAUGUUGCCCGUCUAUUAUUAAGGGUAUUGGUACCCUUCUUAAGAUGGAUUAUAUUAUAAUCGUCAAAGUUUACUAUUUAUAUA